Molecule: messenger RNA, 5454 nt
Organism: Lytechinus pictus (painted urchin)
Lineage: Eukaryota; Metazoa; Echinodermata; Echinoidea; Temnopleuroida; Toxopneustidae
Product: paladin-like
Exons: 19
Coding region: 381-3029 (882 amino acids)
Cellular component (GO): cytoplasm
Molecular function (GO): protein tyrosine phosphatase activity
Source: RefSeq, a predicted model, not a curated record
ACAUUUGUAAAACUUACAACCUACCCACACACACAACCGCUAUGCACCCGACCCCCUCCAUCUUUUCUUGGGGUUAUUCGCUUUAGCUUUCUGCGAAGCUCGCUCUAGCUCAGCGCAGCUAGCUCAGCUCAUCCGGCCAGCUCACCCAUGCACUGCAUGCACUGCACUGCGAACGCUUUUCUACUGAGCGCUUCUUGAUGAUCUGCGGAACGCAUCGUGAUGUAUUUCUGUGCUUGAGAGAGGGGGAAGAAUUCGUCGUUCGGGCCGCCAUUAUAUAUUUUCAUGAGCUUGCAGCUUUAAAAAUGGAUUUCUAUUGCCGUGGAGUGCUGAAUAAUUGAACAUCCCAUUAGAUUGCAUCGCUGAGACGGAGCAACAUCACCAUGGGGACAGGAGCAAGCAGUGCAUCCUCCCGCUCACCCUCCCCCGAAUAUGCCCAGAACCAGCGCAAUUCCAUGCGCCAGCACCUUGACACAGAAGAAGACAGAAAGAAUUCCCUCAACGUAUCGGUGGAUAGAGAGAAGUGGAAAGGACAAAAUGUGAUUUGUAAUGAUGUGGCUCCUAUUGUUAUCAGUAAAGACUGUUUUGAGGAGUACCAGUGUCUGUUCCUUGCAGAGAAGCAGAUGUCUGUUGUAGGGGCCAUCAAGAAGGGGAUGCCCGAACACAAUUUGAUACAGGAAAAAUAUUUCAUGGUUGCUGACCAUUUCAAAGACAUGGAUGAACUAAACACGACGGCUAAGUAUGGAGCGCCAAACUUUCGUAAAGCUCAUGGAGGAUACCCUGUGUAUGGCAUGGGACAGCCGUCUUCUGACGGGCUGAGACGAGUCAUGGAGUACCUUGAACAUGAAAAGUAUUCGGACAUUCUCUUGAUCAACAUCAGGCAUGAACCAGUUGUGUUCCUGAAGCGUGGCAAGGAUUAUGUUUCGUUCACUCCACGCGAGAGGGAGAACCUGACAAGGAACAUCACCACCUGUACGGAUGUGGAUGAUGUAGUGGCCCAGGAAGCAGCAAUACGUAAAGAGAUUGUGAAGUUUGCGCUGGUUAACAAGGACAACAAGUUUGCCUUUUACAAUGACAUUGAGGACCUUUCAGACGAGCCUCACUUCCACCAGCUCAAAUAUAUUGAGGAUAUCAAAACAACCAGUGAGGUCUACAGUCUUCAUUCGGUUGGUUUCCGCAAUGCGUUCUUCACACGGAUACCCAUGUCAUCGUCCAAAGCCUCCAUUAAUGAACCCAUUGACCAGCUCUUAAAUGCAGUUAAGGAGGUGCCCUCGCUGUUCAGCAGUGAGGAAUCAUUGCUACCAAUCCUCGUCUUCACUGGUCACAUGGGAUCGGGCCGGACAACCUUCGCUAUGUGUCUGGGCAUCUUAAUCGUGGCACAUCAGAGGGGUUUUCCAGCUCAUGUUUAUGAUCCUUACACCUCUACUGAGGAAUCACCCAAAGUGGCCCUCGGGGAGUUCUGGGCCAUCAUGAAGGUCUGUAGUCUACUUCCAGAUGGUAUGAAGCGAAAGAGAGAGGUGGAUUCGAUCCUCGAUGUAUGUACGGACAUGGGCAACAUACGAGAGAAGAUUGUUGAAUGUCAUCGCAAGCUUCAAGAAAUACAGGAAGAUUACCAAAUAGCGGGUCAAAGUGCCCGUGAAUAUUACUUGGAGAGCGCUCUAACAUAUCUUGAGCGAUACUGCUAUCUCAUCAUCUUCAAUAGCUACCUACAUGAACAGUUCCAACAGUGUUUCUGCAAAUCCUUCACCUCUUGGAUGAGACAACGGCCAGAGUUACAUACCGCCCUCGCUCAUAUCAAUUCAACGGAGAGAACAGCGCCACCAGAGCUUAUCACCAAAGGCUUACGAUUCUUGGUUGCAGAUGAUUACGUUGGUCUCGAUGUCCUCAGCUCUCACCGAGAGGUUGGAACCUCAAACUUCCGCAAAGUGCCUGGCUUACCGGUUUAUGGUAUGGCCCAACCUAGCAGUAAGGGACUCGAUAGGGUUUGUCAGUAUCUCCUUUCCAAGAAACAUGGUCAUUCCUCUAUUCAUUCCUUUAAUCUACGAGGAGAGAUGAUCAUCCAGUGUGAUACCACCACCUAUACACCCAGGGAACUGGCAUCUCUUGAUAAGAAUAUAUCCAUUGCUGGCUUUACAGAGAGAGAUGUAGAGAAAAAGGAGAUACAGCUAAAGAAUGAGAUCUUACGAUCAAAACGUGCAAUACAGGUAUACACAGAUAUAGCUGAACCCAAGAAGAACCUGCAAUUUGAAUCGGUGACCACGUUACAUGAGAUUUAUGAGGACCAAAUAAAAGAGACACCACAUCUGCACUACUAUAGGAUAGUAGGAGGAUUUCAACGAAGCGGACCAUUAGAAAAAACUAUCAACAGGAUUGUAUCCGUGGUGAAGGACUUGGAUGAUAUCUUCACUGACGAGGAUGGCCCCGCCCUUCUAUUCAAUUGCCAGACCGGGAAAGAGCAGACAACGGUUGCCAUGGCAAUUGCUGGUCUCAUCAUUUGGCACAAAAAGGGAUUUCCCGUCGGGACCAAAUUAGGCGAACAAGAAAGGAUAAGCGUGCCCCAAGCCGAGUACACCAAAGGCGAAUUCUCGGCUGUUCGUAAACUGGUGAUGCGGUUGCCCCAUGGAACGCAGGUCAAACGAGAGGUUGACCUCAUGCUGGACAAGUGCUCUGAGACCAUGACCCCAAUGCACUUUCACCUUCGAGAGGUCAUCUUCUCCAUGUUUAACAAGCUGAAGACGGCGAAGGGGGAGGAGUUAGAUAGCUUGCACCAGCAGAGUCUAGACAACCUCGAGCGCUACAUCUACCUGAUUCUCUUCAAUUCAUACCUGCAUAUGCACAGAUCUACAAACUGGGAGAUGCCCUUUCAGCAAUGGAUGAAAACUGUUGGUUACAAAGUGGGUGCAUACGACAUCUUGGACCAGCUUUCGUUUGGUGAAUUGGAUAUUGAAUCUCGCUUUGGCUGUAGUUCCAUGCGGGAUCGAUGGUGCCGGGAGAUUAAUCCCAAAUCAAUCGUCCGGGGUUACAUCGUUUGAAACAUCCGUCAAGGAUUCAAGAACAGCCCUGAUGGCAUGUCUCAUAUCUAAGGAAUUGGGCUGGAUUCAGCGUUAAAACAUUAGCCAAAUUUGAUCUAACUUGUAAACAUAAUUCUGUAAUGUUUGAACAAGACCUCUAGCUUUAAAGCUUUGCUUUUCUCAUUAUGAUCUAAUCAAAUGAAAUGGCCAACAGCAGCCUCAAUGUGUAAAGACUACUUUUCUCAUCGGUCAGACUUGUAAUUUCCAUGCCAUGUCUUGAAAGACCCAAACUACUUUGACAUUUAAUGCAUGUAGUUUGGCCGCACUUCAAAUAAGUGUCAUGUAACAGUUUUGUAUGCCAAUCCCAGCUCUUUAAUUCCAUGGCUGGUAUUCCAUUCAGUAGAUGAAGGAAUUGCAUGUAUUUUUUUUUCAGUAUUCCUCUGAAGUAAAAUACCCAUCUGUGCUCUUCAAUUGUCCCUUUAAGCUCAGUAUUUUUCUUAAAUCCAAGUCAGCCCCAUUCCUGGAUGGCUUAUGCCCAGUUUACAAAGGUUCAUAUGCGCAGUCAAACAUAGGCCUACUGUGCGUAGAUGGAUACAUACAUUGGGCAUUAUUAGGCUUAGACUUCAUGACAUCACAUAAAAUACAAAAGAAAUACUGAGUGGAUGAUGUCAUCAGUCCCCUCAUUUGCAUACCAGGAUGUGCAUAUAACUAUUGUGUGAAAUUAAGCGAAAUUUCAACAUGACAUAACUUUCUUAUUUUUCAUCCGAUUUAGAUGAAAUUUUCAGUGUUAUGCUUGUUGGAUUUUUCUUUUUUUAUUCAAAUCAACCUUUUGUUGGGUUGGAUUUGUCCUUUAAGUAUUUCGCCGGAAUUCAGCUUGAUAAAGUAAAUGGUUAGAAGUGAUCCGAAUAUGAGUAUAAGCAUUUUGCUUAGCCAAGUAAUAUACGAAGCAAUUUACUUAGUCGAUUCGUGCUCUAAAUUGAAUACCAGACUAUUUCAGUCAUUACCAGUCAUAUAACAUUCCUUUAGAAUGAAUGGAUUGGGAAAGAUGGUAGCUUUUGAAAACAAUAUACUGUAUGUGGAUUCCAUUACAAACCUCCAUGUUUUGCAGUCUUUCUGGUAUUAUUUCAAAUCACAGUUUAUAUGUAGUCUUCAAAAUUUAUUUCAUUUGAAAAUCAGCCAACAGCGUAUGGUGCUUGAGGCUCCCUCUACGCAUCCCAACCAGAGGUCACAGUAACGGAGCGCACUUUCUCUUGAUUUGAAAACACCACGGGUAUAGUUUGAGAUCAAAGUGGGUGCUACUUUAAAGGUUCUAUUUUUCAUUUGUGUAUUUUUUUGUUGAAAAUCAAUCAUCAGUUCUUGCCUGCGAGAGAAAUCAAUUGUGCUCGUAUUUUAAAGUGUUCAGACGUGGAGAGAUCAUCAAAACAAACCAAAUAUGAUUUAUGAAUGGUGUAUAUAAGCGAAGGGGUUAUAUUACCUCUGUUUUUCACUUUGAACAAAGUUAAUUAUAUUUAUAUGUAGAAGUGGAUACCAAUUUGUUUAAUUGACAGCAGAACUUUUUAAACUGUCUAUACCAGUAAACGUGUAUUCAUUUAAUUCAGAUGGUUACAAUGAUUAAUUCUCAACUCCAUGUAUAUAUGUGUAAAUUAUGUCUAUGGAAAGAGUAAAUUAUACCAAAUAUUAUCAUGAUGUAUAUAGAAGAUAUUUCCUCAUGUGUCAAAUAUAUUUAGAAGCAUCAACUCAAAAUGUUUGUUGUAUUUUUCUCACUCAUGUUUUGUGAAUUGUUUGAUUUUUUAGGGGCAAACAUGUUGCUCUGAUGUCCAGGAAUAAUAGAAGUAUGUAUGCCAUGUAUACCAAAUUUGUAGAAAAUGAGUGCCUUUAUUAUAGUACAUCGGUAUUGAAAAAAACAUAAAUUCUGCAAGUAGAGCGGGUUGUUAACUCAAGAUGAUAUAUUUUGUGCUUUAUGUGUUAUUGUGUAUAUUUUACAUUUUGUUUUGACAUGAUGUAUUUUGUGAAUUUUGUGGAUAAGUGACCAACCAUCUUUCAAAAACUUGUUCAUUUGCAAGUCUAUUUUGGUUUCCGAAAAUCAAUAUGUCUUGCAAUUCAUUGCAAAUUUGCUCUUGGCUGCUACUCUACUACUUACAGCACGCAGGUAAAAAUCAAUUCGCUCUACUUACACAUGAUAUAUCAGUUGUAAAUGUUCUUAUAGGUUGCAAAUAUUUCUCUAAUACCCCCAAAGACUGUUAUUAAUAGAGUAGAAAAAAACCAAAAUAUUUUGUGUGCAGUACAAUUCAUUCCCUGACCCAUUAAAUGAAAAAAUUGGUUUAUUUAGCACAGCUUAGGCUGAAUUGUUAACCAUACUUGAUAAACUUUCACAUACAUUGUUUUUGUUAUCAGAGAAUUACCCACAAACGAUCAUGUUCAAUACAAUAUCAGUUUUUGUCUUUUA